Messenger RNA from Poecilia latipinna (sailfin molly), 6319 nucleotides. Its product is annotated as mitogen-activated protein kinase kinase kinase kinase 4-like. Lineage: Eukaryota; Metazoa; Chordata; Actinopteri; Cyprinodontiformes; Poeciliidae. Bases 538 to 2553 code for a protein of 671 amino acids. The record is from RefSeq and is a predicted model, not a curated record. Gene Ontology annotation, cellular component: cytosol. The transcript has 20 exons.
UCUGAACUCCUGAAUUUGGCCUGUCAGCAGCAGCAGCACCGGCAGCAGCUGGCUGAGCAGGAGCGGAUCAAGCAGAUUCUGGCCGACCGACAGAGGCGGAUCCAGCAGCAGCAGGAGCAGCGGCAGAAGCUGGAGAACGAUCAUGCUGGCAGACAGCGGAGUGACAAUGUGUCAGUAAGGCCUCUGGACUCCACAGCCGAGCAGAGAGCCGUGGCUCCCAACCCGCCGCUUCAGCACAAGUCCCAGCAUUCACAGUCUAAGCCCCAGCCUCAGCCUCUGGCUCAGCAUCAGCAGCCCUCGGCGAGCCGGAGGUCCCACCGCACGCUGCCCAAAGACCAAACCCAGCUCCUGUCACUGCAGCACGACCACAGGCAGAAGGAGAAGGAGAGACAGCGGCAGAGGGAAGCGCCGGUGGCCCCAGUCCAGAAGUUAUCAGUUUUUAGUGGCCACAAAGCUGCUGCUGCUGCCGCUGCUGCUGCUGCCGCUGCUGCUGCUGCAGGCUCACCUGGCCGCCCUGCAAACACCCAGCGCACCGCGAUGGAGCUCCAGGAAUCCCAGUUGGCCAGGGUGCUGCUGGCUGCCGGGCUUCCCAGUCAAAUGCACUCCAGGCUGGGCUCUGGAAGCAACUCCAGUCCUUGUACCCCCGCCAUGCAGAGAGCUCACUUCAGCCAGAAUGCCAAUCUCAUGUCCAGCCGCGACGCCCCUCACAGCAGCUCGAUGUCAGACAUGGCCAUCUCCCCGCUGUCCCCUUUCUCCCCCGUGUCCCCGACCGAUGACGUCUUCUGGGACUCCGAGGCCCCACCUAAAGUCCCAGAACGCACAACUUCAAAAUUUUACUGCAGAGAGCUGGUGAUGGGACACAAGAGGACGGCUUCGAGUGGCAGUCCGGUGUUGGUGGCAGACCGGAGCGGAAGGUCUGCAUCUCAAGGAGGCUGUUUGUCUAGCAGCAACCACCCAGGCCUGUUCAAGCUUGAAAGUCCUCUGCUGCAGCACCGCCUGCAGCAGCACAGGAAGACUGACGACACAUCCAGUGGACAUGCACAAGGAGUAAAAGCUGUUCUGGGGCGACGUAACAAGGCCACUGAGUACUCCUCGUCCAGCGACGAGUUUGGCAGCAGCGACGAUGAGGAAAGAACCAGGUCCGGCCUGUCCAAUGGAAAAGGGAAGUACUUCAGAGGAAUCCCCGACGGCAUCGUCCUGCAACCCCACCACAAUCUUAACCAGAUGUCCCGGUUGGGUUCGGACGACACCUACCUGCUGCCGGACCUCCUGCAGAAAACCUCCAGUCCGGCGCACAACGCUCUGAGCCAGCACCGCACACGAGAACUGAACUACUCGCUUUCACCCACGGCUCCCGGAUCCCCGACUCUGCAGGAUCUGCAUGCUGUUAGCAGUCCGUCUGGAAAAAGCACCUGCUCUUCUUCCUCUUUGUCCUUCAUCGACCCAAGACUGAUCCCCAUAUCAUCCCCUCCACAGAGUCCAACAGGUAUGAAGGGUGAGCCGCUAAAGAGGGAAUUUCACAGAAAGGGCUCAGUGGUGAACGUCAACCCCACCAACAUUCGACCGCAGAGCGACACUCCGGAGAUCCGCAAAUACAAGAAGAAAUUCAACGCUGAGGUCCUGUGUGCCGGACUUUGGGGUGUGAACCUGUUAGUGGGGACGGAAAAUGGCCUGUGGCUGCUGGAUCGGAGCGGCCAAGGGAAGGUCUACUCGCUCAUCAGCAGACGAAGGUUUCAGCAGAUGGAUGUACUGGAGGGACUUAAUGUCCUGAUUACGAUAUCAGGCAAAAAGAACAAGCUGCGUCUGUACUACCUGUCCUGGUUAAGGAACAAGAUUCUCCAUAACGACCCAGACGUGGAGAAGAGGCAGGGCUGGACCUCAGUAGGUGACUUGGAGGGCUGCGUUCACUAUAAAGUGGUGCGAUAUGAGAAGAUCAAGUUCUUGGUGAUUGCGUUGAAGAACGCGGUGGAGGUGUACGCCUGGGCUCCCAAACCCUACCACAAGUUCAUGGCCUUCAAGUCCUUCAGGUCCCUGCCUCAAAAACCUCUGUCUGUCGACCUGACCGUGGAGGAAGGUCAAAGGUUAAAGGUCAUCUAUGGCUCAUUGUCUGGUUUCCACGCCAUCGAUGUUGACUCCGGAACGCCGUACGACCUCUACCUGCCUACGCACAUCCAGGGUCCCGUCCAUCCUCACGCCAUCAUCAUUUUGCCCAACAAAGCCGGGACCGAGGUCCUGGUUUGCUACGAAGACGAGGGCGUCUACAUCGACACAUACGGCCGCAUCACCAAGGAUACGGUGCUGCAGUGGGGCGAGAUGCCAACAUCUGUCGCCUACCUUCAGUCCAACCAGGUGAUGGGGUGGGGAGAAAAGGCAAUAGAGUUGAGGUCGGCCAACACGGGGAACCUGGACGGAGUGUUCAUGCACAAAAAGGCCCAGAAACUCAAGUUCCUGUGUGAGAGGAAUGACAAGGUGUUCUUUGCUUCGGUGCAGUCCGGCGGCAGCAGCCAGAUCUACUUCAUGACGCUCGGACAGAACUCUCUGUUCAGCUGGUAACCGGCGGAUCUGCUGACUGCUGGCGUCCGUCUUUUUGAUUCUGUGCUCACGCGACGAUUAGAUUUGUGCUGACCGACGCUGAUCUUCAGGAUUGAAGGAUUAUAACCCCAGGUCUAUUCGGCCUGAUCCCACUUCGACAUGAUCUUUCUGCUUGAAUCCACCGAUCGGGCUCCCGCAGCACGAGAGAUUCAGAGACAGGUAACUUAAUCGCUGCGCCCCCUGUUGGCAUGGAUUGUUGGUAGGAAGAGUCUAGCUAGCUGCCAGUGCCUUUGUGAGAAAGCAGCGAAUCUUUACAGCGUUGCUGUCUCAUCAACAUGUAGCAUAGGAACAUCCAAUCUUGGAAGUGUAAAAAUUUCAGAACACGCGCCUGGACGAUUUAAGUUUUUAUUUGUCAGAUCAUUUUUGAUUCAGUUAAUUGUGCGCCGCCCUGAUUUUGUGACGUCUUCUCAAAAUACUUUUUUGUUAUUAUUAUUUCUAGAUCAGUGCUGCCUGUUUGUAAUACCUCAAAGACUUUUAUUAUUCAUCAAGACUUCUAGAUAAUCCCGAUGCGAUCAAUUUCUAUAAUUUAUUCAUCGAUACACGACCACACGAACGAUGAAGUGUAUCCUUUUUAUUAGGAUUAUGACUCCACAAUUCACAUAUGAAUCCCUUUAUCUGGAGAAAAAAAAUACUAACUAACGUGAUUGAAUUAAUUGAUGAGCACUUUAAAAAGAAAAUCCUUUUAACACCAAUGCGCUACGCUCCACUGCGUAGUUUGUGUUAAAUUUCUGUCUUCUAGCAUUUUCCUAUCAGUUUCCAUAACUUCUAGUACGAAGUUAUUCAGUCCAUCCCAGAACUUAAACUCAUCCUUUUGUUUCUGCGUACUGAGGACCAAAAACAAAACCGCUUUGAACUUUUGAGAUGAAGAAAAGUGACAGCCCCACUGUUGCUUUUUUUGUGUCUAUUGUACAGCUUACGAUGUACAUAUUUAUCUAAAAUGCACUGCUUUCUAAAUGUUUUACAAAUGCCAAGCCAUCUUUAUUUACGUGUACAGAAAUACAGGCUUAUAAAUGUGAAAUUCAACCUCAGAACAGACUAUUUGUGUGUUACUUUUGUGAUUUCUGAAUGUUUGUGAAUAUGAGUAAGAGCUACUGACAGUAAAGCUCUUGUUCAGGUUCCACCAACAUUUAUUAAAGCAUAGGUGCUUUAAUAAUUUUUUUUUUUUUUUUUUUUUAGUUGACUUUCUCCUGAUGCGUAUAAAUCAGGUGUUUUGCACAAUAACCAUGAUACCGGUGUUUGCUCUUAUGUAUCCUGGUUUGAGACAAAUUAAUGUUUUCAAAGUAAGAUAUAGUAAGCCGUUGAAGUUCCUGGUAUCCGUUUGCUUUAGAUCAGUAUUUGUUUUACUGUCAAAUAUGGCACGUACUAAUGUUUCUGACAGGAUAUUUGUUUGUUUUUGUUGCUUUUGAUGCCUUUAAUGUACUUCAUCCCAUCCCCUUAAGAUGCAAAGUGUUACGUUUUCAAAGUGUUGUGUCCUGUUGUUUUGAUUUCAGGAACAGAAAAAACAAAAAAGGAGAUAUUUAUUGUAUUUGUUUUCACUAAGUUUAACUUUAAAAAUUGGCAAAGACAACUAGGUGAUUUCCCGUUUUGUAAGACAGACUAAGAUCAGUUUGAAGAGUAUUAUAAUGUUGUACAGAUUUGCUAACCAAAUUAUCAACCUGAAAACUUGUCCGAGGCCAUCGUGCGAUGAAAACUUCACCAAAAACGUGUGAAUUUUGCAUUUGGAAAUGUUUCCGUUUUCAUUGUGUAUACAUUCCAGCCUUAGGCUUUGCUUGCGUUGCUUUGUACGUUCCGCUGCUGGUUUUCACUUUAAAUUUUGUCAAAAUAUUGCCAAAUAUUUUUUGUAGUCAUUAAUAUUUGUCAGUAGAUUUAAGUAUAAACUUGAAAAUGCAGCUGGUUCUGUGAGAAUAUUGUAACCUCAACAAAAACAGAUCUUACUGGGUGUUGAACGUUUAUUGCUAACUUUUUAUUAAAUGUAAAGCAUUUGUUUCAGGGGAACAACAAGCAUUCCUUCCUAAUGUACUCAGAUAGUACAAAUGAAAUGGUAGGUUUGUCAACUCAGUAUUUGAUGCGUUAGCAAACACAAAGCUAACCAUUAGCUAACUUCAGAUAAACCUACCAGAGCUAGUUAUUAGCUUAACCUUUGGAGCUAACUAACAUUUUAAGCUAAUGCAUGGCUAACAUUAAAGCUUGUUGGCUAUUAAUAACAGAAAUGUUGUUUUAGAUGAAUAUUUGUUUUGGUUUAUUGUCACAAAACUCCAACUUUUAGGUCCAAGGACACUUAGAAAGGUUGUUGGUGGAAAGAAUUAGCAAAAAUAAGUUCCAAUGGGUUAAAUUGGAAUUACAUACAUGAAAAUACAUCAAAUGCAGUUCAUGUGAUGUUACAAUAAUUGACCAGUUCCAGUAAUUCACAUUAGUAAAAUAUAUUUCACCAAAUGUAUUCAUAUGGAGGGAUUUUAUUUAGAAACAAAAAAAUGUGCUAACUUGCCGUUGGCUCCAGUUACAUCUGCGCAGCUAUCAGUCUGUAUUCGGCCAUGCUGUUGAGUGGUCAGUAAAGAGUCCAGAAAUUGAGCUUUGCUCUGAACCAAAACAGUUUCAACCAAGUUUAAAUUGCAUUGGGCCAGUUGAUCAAAAAUUGUGUAUUAGUGUUAAAAUAAAAGAAUAGCCUUUCUUUUCAAAGACCUAAACAAACAUUGUACAACGACAAGGUAAUUUAACUCUGCCGCACUCAAAUAUGCAACACAUCCUGUCAUAAGUUUUUACUAUAUACAAAAAUGCAAUAACAUUCACUUAUCAUCUUCCCAUUAAAACCAUAACACUGCAGUAAUUUACACUUCAACAGCCAACAGGUGUUUUCUGGCAAAGACAGGUUCCUGCUGGUUUACUGUCAUUGGACUGAGCCUGAGAGGAAAAGAAGCAAAUUGUUCAUGUCUUCACGUACCACCGUUAGUCAAAGUUAGUUUCUUCAGUGCUCUCCGGCUCCGUGUCCCUGUUGCUAGGUCUUUAACACUGUAGCUGGAUCACUAAUGAGAAACUUUCCUCCCACACCUUCCACUGGUUGGGAUCAUAACAGAUUCAGUUUCAGACCCACAGUGACUCACGUCUCCACCAGUUCUUUAUCUCUCAGUCUUCUCCAAACCUUUUAUCGUCCCAACACUUUUACUCAAAUCAACUCUCUCUAAACUUGAUUUCUUUCCUUUUCCCUUUAAUUCCUCUAGUUUUUCAUCCUGUUCCUUGAAAUAUUUCUGACAUUUUUUCUUCACCAGUUUGCAAUUGAACUAACCAAGAACUGUCAGAAACAAAAAAACACAGGUUUUUUUUGCAAACUUUAUUGACAAAGGGAAUCUUUUCCAAUGAUGUUAAAGCAUCUUAUCCAGGCAGGAUGCAGAGGAAGAAGGCCUUGUAGUCUUAAGGAAUGAAAAUCUGCUGAAACGUCAUGAGUUGUUGUGUGGGAGAGAGUAAGGUAGACAGGUGGUUAAAAUGCAGUAAAACAGAGGGAUGGAGGUGAAAGACGUAGCUGGAGGCUCUAGGGAAGUGUUAAGUACCAGAUAAAAGGGAUGUUUGGUUUUGCUACGGUAGAUACGAAUCCUCACUUGGAAAAGUUCAAAUUAGGUUUCUAUGGUUAGAGAGAGGAAAUAUGCCGUUGAGUAAAUGAGUAAAUGACAGGAACAGUGAAUAUACUAAAAACAUCUCAAGAGCUUGUUAUUGGACCAAAAAUAAUCCACUGAAA